Thermothielavioides terrestris NRRL 8126 is the source of this 668-nucleotide messenger RNA. RefSeq lists its product as uncharacterized. Bases 21 to 341 code for a protein of 106 amino acids. The record is from RefSeq and is a predicted model, not a curated record. NCBI's taxonomy places the organism in Eukaryota, Fungi, Ascomycota, Sordariomycetes, Sordariales, Chaetomiaceae. The transcript has a single exon.
CUAUAAACAACUAACCUGCGAUGCCACCUCAAAAAAGGCACAUCGCCACCAUCCCCCCCGACAUCCGCCGCACGCCCGGCACGGUCCCGCUGGACCCGCCGGGCAUCGGCAACGAGGACUUCAACGCCGGGCGCAAACAGUCGCGCUUCGGCUACCCCGUGCUGGAGCUGUGGGAGCUAGUGCGGCCCGUGACGCUGGCCGAGAUGAAGGAUAAGUGGGGCAUGAACAGCGCGCCGAUGGGCUGGCGCUACGUCGGCCGCGGCCUGUGGGAGGAUCGCUGGGGCGGGGAGGAUGCGGAUGGUAAGGAAGACCGGGGCGGGCGGGUGCGCCGGGUGUUUUGAGUGGGCUUGCGUGUCUUUGUUUUCGUUUUCCCUGCUAAGGUAACUGGGAAGGCGGCGUAGCGAGGCGUGGGCAUGCCAUUUGUAUUAGGCUGGGUGGGGCGGGCAUUGGGAACGGAGUUGCGGCGUUGAUGGCUGCCCCCGGGAGGAUUGGGAUGAUUUUGACCGGUUGGUUUGUUGAGUAUUCCAUGGCAAGCAGGUGUCAGAAUCUCAACAUUGUCUGAUUGCGCACCCAUCCAGGCCAGCACGAGGCCCGGCUAGUCUAUACCCUAGCUAAGUGACACACUGACUAGGCAUCCAAGUUCAGCUUCGAGGUGAAGUUGCCAAACG